This is a messenger RNA of Serendipita indica DSM 11827, 669 nucleotides long. Lineage: Eukaryota; Fungi; Basidiomycota; Agaricomycetes; Sebacinales; Serendipitaceae. The record is from the annotation of a GenBank genome assembly.
AUGAGCCAGCAAGCUGAAUCUGGACUUCUUUUGUACACUUGGGGUACUCCAAACGGCAAGAAGGUAUCAGUCUAUCUUGAGGAACUCAAGGCCGCAUAUGGGCUCAAAUACUCGUAUAAACCAAUUGAUAUUACGACUAACAUUCAGAAAGAGGACUGGUACAUCAAGAUCAACCCGAACGGUCGAAUUCCAGCACUGGUAGAUUACAAUCGUGGAGGGUUCAAGGUGUUUGAAAGUGCAGCCAUCUUGCUGUACCUCGCGACGCCCUACGAUACCGACCGCAAGUUUUGGUUCCCUGUGGGAAGUGACGAUGAGAGUGAGGGUCUGCAAUGGAUAUUCUUCUCACAUGGAGGGAUCGGUCCCAUGCAGGGUCAAGCCGAUCAUUUUGCAAUAUAUGCCAAGGAAAAGAUCCCAUAUGCGAUUGAGCGUUACGUCAACGAAACAAAGCGUUUAUACUCGGUGCUCGAGAUUCGUCUCAAAGACAGAGACUAUCUGGCGGGUCCAGGACGUGGAACGUACUCUAUCGCAGACAUAAACUGCUUCCCAUGGGUCGAUAUUCACGGCUUGAUCGACAUUAAGACGCUCGACGAAUGGCCUGGUGCAUGGAUGGAACGCAUCAAAGUGCGUCCUCAAGCACAGGCGGGACUCGCGAUCCCCAAGAAAGAGUAA